AUGAGUGAGGAACAAUCAACUAGUAAUCCGAAUGACAUUUUGGAUUCAAUAAAAAAUAUGAAAUUAUGUACAGUUCGAGCUGUUGGAGAGGCAAAUGCUUUACCAAUGUGUACUGAAGGUUAUGAAUUAUAUGCAAGCUUUCCGGUGUAUGCUAAUCUUAUGAUGGAACAGCAAAGAAGGAUUAUCGUUAUGUUACGUGAAGUAUUGAGGAAUGCUGGUUGUCGAGUUCCGAUACCAGCAAAGGUUGAUGAUCUCGACGAAUUAUUGGAUCGAAUCAUUGAGGCAAACGAUAGCAUCUGCGAACGAUCCGGUAUAUUACUGGAUUUGCUUCAAAAAGCUAGACGUAUGGAAGAAGUAGUUAUGCCACAACAAAUUAUUGAUGCAGAAAGUACGGCUCUUUCUGAUCAAACACUGUUCGAGAGGCAGGGACGUUACACUGCACUUUUGCGACGUUUACCUGAAAAUAAGAAUAAACUGCUGUCAACAACGGCUACUGCUGCUGUUCCUUUGCUGACAUCGAAGGAGAAACCACAGAUUGUUUUUGGGAUCGAGGUCGAUAAUAGCCCUGCGGAAUUUAGGUCAAAGCUUAAAGAGAAACAUCAUGCUAUGGAAAAUAUUGUAACGAAUUUGCAAAUCGUUGAUAAUGACGAUACUGAUACAAUCAUGUGGCCCGACGAUCAGGGAACGAGUUUACAUCCUUAUGACAAAGAACUGAAUCACUUUAAGAUUCCUGCAAGGCAGUUAGCUGUCGGAAUAGUUGAACCUCUGAAAACACUGUCUGAAACUGAAUUGAUAUAUAUUGAUACGAUAGAAAAAUUAAGAUGUUUGCGAGAUGUUUUGAACAAGGAACGAGAAUUCAGUGUAGAUCUUGAGCAUAACGCGCAACGCUCGUACCUUGGAUUAACUUGCCUGAUGCAAAUUUCGACACGCCAAGUGGAUUACAUCAUUGAUCCUUUUCCAUUAUGGAAUGAUAUGCAUAUCCUGAAUGAACCCUUUACAGAUCCAAAUAUAUUAAAGGUUUUUCACGGAGCAGAUUCAGACAUUGUUUGGCUACAGCGGGAUUUUGGCAUUUAUGUUGUUAAUAUGUUUGACACGUAUAAAGCAAUGAGAGUGCUUAAUUAUUCUAAAUUUUCCUACCAGCAUUUGGUUCAAACUUGUUGCAACCACAUUUUGGAUAAGAAAUUCCAAAAAGCUGAUUGGCGUCUAAGACCACUUACGAGUGCUCAUAAAACUUAUGCUAGAAGUGACACUCAUUAUUUAUUACACUGUUAUGAUCAACUCCGUAAAAAACUUCUCGAUCAGGGUGAUGCUGUUAACAGUCUUCUUGAAUUUGUUUACAAUGAAUCUGCUCAUACUUGCCUUACUGUUUAUAAAAAGCCAACAUUUGAAAGUGACGGAUAUGAAAAAUUGUUGAUGGGUAGGAAGCCUUUGAAUUCUCGUCAACAAUUUGCUUUGGCAGCUUUGUGGAAAUGGCGUGAUGAACGUGCAAGAGCAGAUGACGAAAGUCCGCAGUAUAUUCUGCCUUGUCAUAUGAUGCUACAAAUUGCCGAGGUACUUCCUCGGGAGAUGCAAGGGAUUCUGGCAUGUUGCAGUCCUGUUCCUGUGCAUGUUAAGCAAGAAUUGCAUGUUUUACAUGAAAUCAUUAAUACAUCACGCGAUCAGCCACUUGUAAAGCGUCCGAUAUAUGCAUCAAAUGUUGGCUCAUUAACUUUGGAAGGUGUUACAUCGCAACUAAACAAAAUGAAUGCAGUUAAAGCAAUGUUGAGGUGUCAUUUGGAUUUUUCAUCAACCAAAUAUAAUGAAGAAAUCCGUGAUAUUGUCAAGCAAGAGGUUGAGGAAGCGAUAUGUGAAGACGGUGCAGUAACAGGUGGUGCGGGUAGUUUGGUUUCCACAGAACUUUAUACAAUUGGUGGAGAUAAUGAAAAGGAAAGCGAACGCUUACGAAAAGUCUUGGAGAAACUGGAAGACUGGGCAACGCCCUAUGAAUGUUAUCGGAUUGCUGUAAUUGAGCGAAGUUCGAAAGCAAAAGGAGAGAGCAAAGGGAAGGAAGAAGAUGCAGUAAAAAGUGAAAAAAAUAUGCCAGAGGAGAAGAAAUUAUGGUCACAUCUCGAUUCCGCUACAAACUUACCUGGAUUUACUGAACAAAAAGUAACAGCUAGUGAAUUGCAAUUGGAAAGUGAACAGAGGAAAAACGACGAGGGGGAGAUUUAUGAAGAAAUGACUUUAACAAAAAAAGAAUUAAAGAGAAAGAGAAAACGAGAAACGGGUGAAAUCAGUAUCGCGACGAUACAGAAGGGGAGUGGAAUACAAAGAGACGGUACAAAUGUAGGAAAGCGAGGUCGGAAAAGUAAUUGGACUGAUGCAAUAGAGAAAUGUGAACAACGGAUUGAUUACAGUACAUUCGAUCCUGGCACUUUUAAUAGAAACGCUGUGUCGACAUCUAACACUUAUGAUCCAUUCAAACAAUGGAAGCGUGGAAAAUCGAGAUCUUAUGGUGGACGCAGAAUAAUGCGAAGUGGACGGAAACUGUGA
Messenger RNA from Cercopithifilaria johnstoni, 2532 nucleotides. The record is from the annotation of a GenBank genome assembly. Lineage: Eukaryota; Metazoa; Nematoda; Chromadorea; Rhabditida; Onchocercidae.